This is a messenger RNA of Pyrgilauda ruficollis (rufous-necked snowfinch), 2507 nucleotides long. It is a transcript of the gene ZMPSTE24, whose product is annotated as zinc metallopeptidase STE24. Gene Ontology annotation, biological process: CAAX-box protein processing. Lineage: Eukaryota; Metazoa; Chordata; Aves; Passeriformes; Passeridae. The record is from RefSeq and is a predicted model, not a curated record. Gene Ontology annotation, cellular component: endoplasmic reticulum membrane. Gene Ontology annotation, molecular function: metalloendopeptidase activity. The coding region runs from base 700 to 1929 and encodes 409 amino acids. The transcript is spliced from 10 exons.
GUUCUGGCGGGGAGGGUCGGUGGUGGGCCGGGGCUGUGCUGGGCCCGGCCCGGUCUCACGUGGAGGGUGGCCGGGGCCGGGGGACGCGGGGUCUGUCACCUGCCUGUGGAGGGCUCGGCCCUGUCCCGGGCCGGCCGGAGUGCGCUGUAGCGGAUGGUGGGAACGCUCACAGCCGCGAGUGGGGUGAGCGCGAUAGGGUCACGGCGGCUCGGCGCCCCCAGCAGCUCGGUCCUCCUCCCCGGGACAGCUGAAAGAGAGCGGUAUGAGCAAAAAUGAGGAAACGCGUGGGUUGAAAUAGCGACAGUUUAAUCGGUGGAGGAAAGAGGAAAGAAGCGCUGCACAGGCCGUGCUUCAGCAUCUCCCCGAGCAGGUGAUGCCUGGCAGCCUCCGAGCGAUGGCCACCCUGGAAGGCACAUCCCUGCUUCUUAUUGCAGAACACAACACAGAGGACGGAGUGUCCCUUUGGUCAGGGCCCGGCUGUCGCCUGCCAGCCCCAUCUCCACCCCCAGCCUGCCCGCCUGGCAGGUUUGGCAGCAGCCGCUCUCCGCGGUGUUUGAGCCCUGGGGUCGGGGAUUGCAGCCUGAUGCCCGCACAGGAGAGAAUGUGUUUUGAAGUGACAAAGGGUAGGAGCUUUUCCUUAAAGAACGGAGGCGGGUGUAUAGAACAACAACACAUGUACCACAGGAGCUGGGACAGAUCAUGGACUCAGAAACAUUUGAAAAAUCUCGCCUCUAUCAGUUGGACAAAAGUACUUUCAGCUUUUGGUCAGGCCUCUAUUCAGAGGUUGAGGGCACUAUGAUUCUCCUCUGUGGAGGAAUUCCUUUUCUAUGGAAACUGUCUGGUCAGAUCUCUGGUCGUGCUGGGUUUGGACCAGAAUAUGAGAUUGUGCAGUCAUUGGUAUUUCUGCUGCUUGCAACACUCUUCAGUGCAGUGACUGGUCUCCCAUGGAGUUUAUAUAAUACAUUUGUCAUAGAAGAGAAACAUGGCUUCAAUCAACAGACGCUGGGAUUUUUUUUUAAGGAUGCUAUCAAGAAGUUUGUUGUGACUCAGUGUAUUCUGUUGCCAGUGACAUCCCUUCUGCUUUACAUUAUUAAAAUAGGGGGAGACUACUUUUUUAUCUAUGCCUGGCUCUUCACGUUAGUUGUUUCCUUGGUGCUUGUUACAAUCUAUGCAGACUAUAUUGCACCUUUGUUUGAUAAAUUCAUUCCGCUUCCGGAGGGAGAGCUCAAGCAGCAAAUUGAAACAAUGGCAAAGAGCAUUGACUUCCCAUUGACUAAGGUGUAUGUAGUUGAAGGUUCUAAGCGUUCUUCCCACAGCAAUGCUUAUUUCUAUGGAUUCUUCAAGAAUAAGCGGAUAGUACUCUUUGACACGCUCCUGGAAGACUAUUCUGCUUUGAACAAAGAACCAGCAGAAGGAGAAGAUGGUGAAAAUGAAGAAGCAAAGUCUAAAACCAAAAAUAAGAAACAAGGAUGUAAAAAUGAAGAAGUUUUGGCUGUACUUGGUCAUGAAUUGGGUCACUGGAAACUAGGUCAUACUGUCAAAAAUAUAAUCAUCAGCCAGAUGAAUUCCUUUCUUUGCUUCUUCUUGUUUGCUGUGCUAAUUGGUCAGAAAGAACUCUUUGCUGCAUUUGGUUUCUAUGACACCCAGCCUACCCUGAUAGGCUUGAUGAUUAUUUUCCAGUUCAUUUUUUCACCUUACAAUGAGGUUCUCUCAUUUUGUUUGACAGUAUUAAGCCGACGAUUUGAGUUUCAAGCAGAUGCAUUUGCCAAGGAACUUGGGAAGGCUAAAGACCUAUAUUCUGCUUUGAUCAAGCUGAACAAAGAUAAUUUAGGAUUCCCUGUUUCUGACUGGAUUUUUUCAAUGUGGCAUUACUCCCACCCACCCCUUUUAGAAAGACUUCAGGCCUUGAAAGAUGCAAAGCAAGAGUGACAGCAAUGAUUGCUGGUUCAGAGACAGUGCUUCCAUCUCAGAAGCAAAGUUCAGAGCUGCUUUUUAAUUUUUUUUUUAAAUGGAUAAUGCAAAUUAAGUGCGCUGUUAACAGCACCACAGAUCUGAGUAUCCUGAAACAGGUGUUAAAUUAUAAAUGACUUAUUUUUAACCAAAACAAAACUGUGGAACUUAAUUUAGAAAAAGUGCUGGGUGAAGACCUUCCCCCCCACCCACCACACUGACUUUUAUUUCCAUAUCAUAGUAUAGACUUAUAAAGGGAGGAAAACAAGUGUAGACUUCAAAGCACCUUUUUCUUCACUUUGUGUAUGCCUUGAACAUUGCUUUUGAUCCUUUUUCUAUUCUCAGUGUUUUGUGAACCUUUCCAGUCUCACCCUCUUCACAGUGAAGAGGCUUUGGGUGACUUGAUUUCCUGUAUAAUGAUACUUGUGCUUGCCAGUGUGUUUUAAAAAGCUGAAUGCAGCUGCAGGCUUCUCUCCUGCAUUCAUGUCUGUCAGAAUGAAAAAUGCUGCUUAAUAAAACCUUCUUUCUCUGAGGUGUGGGAAGAAGGAUGAAUUAUA